GAGCCGUUACAGUACUUUGUAUACGCACAUAAUCAAAAUGAAUGUAAAAAUUUCAAAAGCAAUCUUAUUUCCAAGUCUGUAUCUGCUUCUGGGCUGUAAUCUGUGCAUGGGUUUGAGUAAAUAUUCCAGUGCUGCGAAUGCGCCUUCCGAGGAUGCUUCGAUAUAUGUUCCAACUUCAGUGCGAGAACUCGACAAACCUUUCCGAAUGGCGAAAUUGAAUCUAUUGUGGUCCAAAGCAAAGCAUCGUCUAACCGAACCCAAGCUGCAAGCACUGUUCAGUGAUUUGAAAAUUCAUGACAAAGAGGAGAUUGCUUUAAAACAUCUUAAAGCUGAGGGCAAAGAUCUUGAAGGGUUGCACGAAGCUACAAUGCGUAAAAAACUAAUUGAAAUUUUCAAAUAUCUUCUGUAUGUAGGCAUUAUGAGCACGUAUGACCUGUUGGAGCAUUUCGAAGACACAGAGGAUGAGAAUAUCUUGAAGAGACACAAGGCUAUGAAUGACGGUAGCAAUUACGUAUCAAAAGAUAUUUUUAAAAACAGAAAGCUCAAUCAGUUAUGGGCAAAAGCUGAAUUUGCUGGUUUUACAGAUGAAGAGCUGGCAGCAUUGAAAGAAGAGUUCCUCCAUCAUCAGGAAAAAGUUGAUGAAUAUAUGAACCUUAUCGCUGAUAUCCAUGCAGGAGAUACUCAGACUCAUGAGAACAGCUUGAACGAUAAGCACGAAAACUGGAAUAUGCUUGAGCAAGAGGAAGAGAGCAAUAAUGUUCUUGGAAAAAAUAAUGAUUAUCUUACGAAAGUAAAUUUGAUGAGAGAGAAACACGUGAAAUUGAAAGAUGGAUAUGAUCAUUUGGAAAGACUUACUGCCCAAGGGCCAAAUCAUAAGGAAUUCAUAGAGCCAAAAGUGCAAGCUCUGUGGAGAAUUGCCCAGGAAGCCAAGUUCAAUCCAGAUGAGUUAACUUCCCUCAAGGAAGAACUUCGACACUAUGAAAGGAGAUUGUUGAAACUACGCCAUUUUCAUACCUCCGAAGCUUUGACUGAUGGUAAGAGAGGAAAAUCAGAAGAUUUUGACAAUUCAACUACUAAAAAAAUCAUGAAAAAACAUGCAAGAGUAGUUGAGAAGUUACACCUUGAUCUUGAGACAAAGAUAAUGCAGAAACAUGUGGAGCUGUAAAUAAUAUUUUCCAAGUUAAAACUGUAAAUAAUAUGAAAAAAUGUACGUAUUGCAUUUGUAGUAUAUAGAUAAUGUUUUUGU
This is a messenger RNA of Diprion similis, 1246 nucleotides long. Its product is annotated as alpha-2-macroglobulin receptor-associated protein. Gene Ontology annotation, cellular component: endomembrane system; endoplasmic reticulum. Lineage: Eukaryota; Metazoa; Arthropoda; Insecta; Hymenoptera; Diprionidae. Bases 38 to 1165 code for a protein of 375 amino acids. Gene Ontology annotation, molecular function: low-density lipoprotein particle receptor binding; receptor antagonist activity; heparin binding. The transcript is spliced from 7 exons. Gene Ontology annotation, biological process: regulation of receptor-mediated endocytosis. The record is from RefSeq and is a predicted model, not a curated record.